GUCCAGUUGACUAGCCCAGGGCAUAUAAAGUCCCAUCCAUCUUCAUGGUUUUAGACAAAUCUACUAUCAGUAUAAAUCUAUGACAAAAUGAACAACAUGAGUGUGACUUACAAAAUCUUCCGUGGCACACCUGAGGGUAGAAUCUUUGCUGAAACUACUCAGGCCCUGGGACACAACCAGGUUUUCAUCGAAACGCUCCUAUCUGGCCUCUGCGGAACUGAUCAACAUCAUCUCAGGUCUGGCCAGGUUCUUGGACACGAAGGUGUUGGUAUUGUGAAGUCUCUCGGCCCUGAAAGUCACCACUGUUAGAGUGGGAGACCGCGUGGGUUUUGCAUAUAUCCAUGCGAUUUGUGCAAGAUGUGAUCACUGCACCACCGGUAAUGACGCCGGAGCCCUGUAUCUCUAUCCUCAAACUUCUAACCCACACCACAGGAAGGGACCAAUACUGCCGAAGCAGGAAAACCUAUGGCUUCCAUCACUUUGAUAACGGUUGUUUCAGACAUGGCGCCGUUUGGGAUGCGAAUUGUGUUUAUCCAAUUCCAGAUGAACUGGAUUCUGUCUCUGCUGCGCCACUUAUGUGCGCCGGUGCCACGGUGUGGAGUGUCCUAACUAGAUUUAGGAUUUGUCCCAAUGACCGGGUUGGUGUCAUGGGUAAAGGUGGUCUUGGACAUUUAGCCAUCAAACUUGCUGCUGCAAUGGGCUGUGAAGUCGUUACACUUUCUGGUUCUGAAUCUAAGAGACAAGAGGCUAUCGAGUUCGGCGCCUCUGAAUAUCACGUAUUUAGUUCUGGAAGCCCACCUUCCAAGGAUUUCAAACCACUGAAGCAUCUGUUACUAUGCGGAAAUGUGGAUGUUGAUUAUUCUUCUCUACUUCCUCUGAUAGAUUCCUGCGGCAGUGUCUACCCCUUGACCGCCACCUUUGAGCCGUCUGGCAUUCCUACGUUGCAGUUCGCUUUCAAGGGUAUCCGGAUUCAGGGCUCGCAUGUAGCAUCUCGUGAUGAUAUUCGAAGUCUUCUAGAAUUUGCAGUCCAGAAGAAGAUUGUUCCAAAUGUGAUCACAUUUCCCUUGACUAUUGACGGGAUUGAGGGAGCGAUGCAGACUCUGCGAGAUGGCAACAUGAGAUAUAGGGGGGUGCUUGUUCGGAAGGGUCUAGAAGUGUAACUAUAUUGGUGAAAAGAAAUAUAUCAGUUGGAAGCUAGGAAGGGUCCUAUCUUGAUCAAGAGCUGUGCCACAGACACAUUACACAUCACUGAAACCUAGUUAUACAAUUUUCUUUGCGUUUUGUUUCUUGGUUUUCUUGGUUUUUUGUUUCUUGGUACUCGUUUGACAUCGUCUGACCAUACUGUCUAUCAUUCGCUCCUGGCUGGAGCAGGUAAAAAGACCGCGUAUGUAUUCUUGUCUUAUUAGGCUCAUUUCAGCCCUAUUCUUUGAAACCCUGAGCAAGCAACUUGGAAGUUACUGGAUCUUACCGGGAUCCUUAUGCUGCGGGGUAAUAGAGUAUAUUCAUAACGUAAUCGUUCCUAUCGAUUUCCGAUCUUUAUAUGAUUGACAAUCGGCUUCUUCCCGUUGAUUGAUGCCGGGCACGUGCCAGGCACUAACCCCGCCUGAAGUUUGCGUGAUGCAACGAUCCAAUCAGCGGUCUCCCUAGCCCUAGAAGCAG
Molecule: messenger RNA, 1659 nt
Organism: Aspergillus alliaceus
Lineage: Eukaryota; Fungi; Ascomycota; Eurotiomycetes; Eurotiales; Aspergillaceae
Exons: 2
Coding region: 342-1160 (272 amino acids)
Biological process (GO): alcohol metabolic process
Molecular function (GO): alcohol dehydrogenase (NADP+) activity
Source: RefSeq, a predicted model, not a curated record